CGUCAAUGGGAAGAAGCUAUUUUAAUUUUGAAUUUUGGAUGACCUUAAUAUACUCUAUUAAGUGUACGAUAUAUGUAUCUCGUUUUAACAAGUGAAUAAAAAAAUAAAAAAUUUAUAAAAAAACGAAAAAUGUCAAAGAUGAAUGAACCAUUAAAAUAUUAUGGAAAAAGAAGAAGCAUUGUUCGUAGAAUUGGUUCAAUGUUACCUUUGAAACCACCACCAAAAAUAUAUGUUAGUGUUACACCCUUGCAUUCAAUGACAAGCUCUAUGAUUAAUGAAGAAACUAGUGGUGAUUAUAUUGAUACAAAUGGAUAUGGAUCUGCAAGAUUGUCUAAUGUCAGACCAGAUUUAUUGGAGCCUAUUAGUUUUGGAUCUGAAAUUCGUUUACUUGCUUUAGAACAAGAGCUUCAAGAACUUAGGGAACAAGUUUCAGCAAUAGUUAAAAGUAAUAAACAAUCUAGAUAUACAUCUGUUGCUUCUUUAACAAAUGGGAUGGAUAGUGAAAACAUAAUACAGUCACAACAACAACCUCCUCCACCACCACCACCACCACCACCAUUACCACCUCCGACUCCUCAUAUUGCAAGAAGAGCAAGUUUACAAGAUCAUAAAGUCGAAGAUCGCAAAAGAGGUCCAUUUGCUUCUCAAAUUUCUAUGACAGAUGUAUUAAAAGAUAUUGAUAGUAUUAAAUUAAAACCAAUUGCUAGAUCACCUGGAGGACGACCUCUUCGUAUAAAACGAGACAACAGUCCAUGUAAUGAUUUGCAAGAAAUACUUAGAAGACGUUACAUUGCAAUGAAUUCAACUGAUAGUAGAAACUCUUCAGCUAAUUUGACAUUGAAUGACUCUUUCUCAAGUGAUGUGUGAAAGUAGAUUGAAUGUUUAUCAAUGUGUGGAAUGAAGGUAUCAUGGGACAUUGUGAAUGAUAUUAAUAAUAAGAUAAUGAGUUUGAUUAAUCAGUUUGGUUGCAAUAUUUAAUAUGUAGUUAUAGAUUAUAUAAAUAACAAAAUGAAUCUGUCGAACAUUUCUGAACUUAUGAUUAUUGGUAUUUUGUAGUAUCAGAAAUUAAUUUUUAAAAAUUAAUAUCUUUUUUUUAAAAAUUAUUAUGUAUACAUACGUAUAUACGUAU
Molecule: messenger RNA, 1129 nt
Organism: Apis laboriosa (Himalayan honeybee)
Lineage: Eukaryota; Metazoa; Arthropoda; Insecta; Hymenoptera; Apidae
Product: mitochondrial fission regulator 2-like
Exons: 5
Coding region: 130-867 (245 amino acids)
Source: RefSeq, a predicted model, not a curated record